AUAAUCAGCUUAGGUGUUUGGCUGGCUGCAGGGUUGAGUCUCUGAUUGCUGGGAGCACCCGCUGGCCAGCCCUGGUACUGCAGCCCACAAGGCAGGUAAGUCCCACCAUUACUGGCAAGUCCAUUCCUGACAGUACCCCCCCUCAAGGAGCGGCCUCAGGACGCUCCAAACAGUCCUAGCUGGGCAAAAUGUUCCACCGCCCGGGUCUGGUAACUGGCGGGAUAUCAAAGACUGGCACAUCGGGCAGGACUCCGGGCAACGGCACAUCGGGCUGGACUCCGGGCAGAGGCACAUCGGGCUGCACACCGGAUCUCCAGGCGGAGCAGCAGGCACUGGGCCACCAGGCACCGGGCCACCAGGCGGAGCGACAGGCAUCGGGCCCCCAGGCGGGGCGGCGGGCACCGGGCCCCCAGGUGGAGUGGCGGGCACCGGGCCCCCAGGAGGGGCGACAGGCAUCGGGCCCCCAGGAGGGGCGGUGGGCGCCGGGC
Staurois parvus is the source of this 488-nucleotide messenger RNA. Lineage: Eukaryota; Metazoa; Chordata; Amphibia; Anura; Ranidae. The record is from the annotation of a GenBank genome assembly.